This is a messenger RNA of Henningerozyma blattae CBS 6284, 2106 nucleotides long. RefSeq names its product cystathionine gamma-synthase (gene STR2). The coding region runs from base 1 to 2106 and encodes 701 amino acids. The record is from RefSeq and is a predicted model, not a curated record. Gene Ontology annotation, biological process: transsulfuration. NCBI's taxonomy places the organism in Eukaryota, Fungi, Ascomycota, Saccharomycetes, Saccharomycetales, Saccharomycetaceae. Gene Ontology annotation, molecular function: cystathionine gamma-synthase activity. The transcript has a single exon.
AUGUCGUCUGCUAUUGAAGAAGAAAGUGUCCAAAAUCGUCUCACAAGAAUUCUCAGAGAAAAAUAUGCUCGAGAAGGAGAGAAUUGUAUGGUGUUUCCUUCAUAUAACUCUGCAAAGAGAUGCCGUGAAUACGUACGCUAUUUGAUAGCAAGAAACCGUUCUUUAGAUAAUGAAUCUUCACAAGUUUCCAAACGAUUACGAAUCUUACAAUUGGCCACUCCGAAACCAAUGAAUAAUGUAGAAUCUAGGACAAAGAAAGAAUGCAAAAUUGCAACGUUAUUUUUCGAUCAAAGCUAUUUACCACUAGUUAAGGAUUAUUCAAACAUGUCUGGCGAGAUUAUUUCUAUAUUAAUGGCUACUUAUGUAUUAAAAGAAUUGUUUUUAGUGGAACAUUCUUCUAGCAUUAAUAGAGAUAUACAUUCCGAUACCAUUCCUAUACCGAAUAUGAUAGAUACUAAUAGUAAUGUGCAUAUAUCACAUCAAGAUGAUUAUCUACAAGAUCGGUAUGGAAGACAUAACGAUUUAUCAAUGGCUAAUCAUGACACUGCAAGGAUCAAGAGACGGUUGGCAUUACAGCCCAAAAAUUGUCCUAUUCUUGAAGACAACCAUUCGAAUACUACAACUUUGGUAGAUUCAUCAUCAAAUGAAAAUUAUGCUAAUACAUCACCAUCUUUAGAAAGACAAGAUAUAUUGAAUACCUUAUUACUAUCGCCAGAAGACAUGAUCUUUAAUAGUAGUAAUUCUCUUCUAGAUCCUAUGACUUUGAAUGACUUUGAAACUUCAUUGGAUCAAUUAACAAUGUCUUCUAUUGUGCCAGCUGAACCAAUAGAUGGUACAUUUGAUAUAGAAUUUAAUAAUUCAAGUAAUCCAAGAACAGGAACAGCACCUGCUACUACAACAAACAACAAUAACAAUAACAAUAACAAUACUAAUCUUAAUUGUCCACCAGUAAAUAUUUCCAAUAGAUUUAGAGCAAAUCCCAAUACAGAUAUAUAUUUAUUUCCAAAUGGUAAAAAUGCCAUUUUUGCCACUCAUCGAUUUUUAAUUGAUUUAGAUUAUAAACGAAUUCAGAGAUUGAGAUAUACAAAUUCAUCAUCUCCAAUCAACAACGGUAAUUUGGAAAAUAAUAUAUUAAUUAAUAACACUAAUAAUACUACCAAUACCAUCACUUCUACCACAACGCUAACAACAAUUAUAAAUAAUAAUCUUGGAAAUAAUUUAGAAAGCGAACAAUUACCUUAUAAAAAGACGGUUCUAUUUGGUUAUUCUAAGGAUAGUACAUUUAAGAUUUUAAAUCGCUAUGAAAAUACCUAUUAUUUGGAAAAUGAUAAUCCUUUCAAAUCCUUGGAAGAAAUUUUAGAAAGAGGUGAACAAAUCUUAGGGGUAUAUUUAGAAGCACCAAGUUCAAAGACUUUAGAUAUGUACAAUUUAAAAAAAUUAAAGAAAUUAUCAAAUGAUUAUGGGUUUUUAAUAAUAAUAGAUGAAAGCAUUUGUAGUCAUCUAUAUAUUAAUGUUUUGAAAUAUUGUGAUAUCAUCACAUGUGAUCUUUGCACAACACUACGAUUCAAUAACAAUCAAACUUGUAGUAACGAAGAUGUUACUAAUAAUGGCGGUGGCGUUGUAUUAAAUAAAGACAGUAAGAAUUACGAAGAGAUGAAACUUUUUUUCCAACAAGAAUAUAAAAAUGAUAAUUUCGAUAUUGUUUGGUGUCAAGAUAUUAUAACUUGGGAAUUCGAAAGCAGAGAAUUUAUUAGAACUUCUAUCAAUUGUGAUUUAAAUACCUUAAAGAUUAUUGAAUACUUACAAGGUAAUUCAAAGCCACAAAAAUAUCACGUAAAGUAUCCUAAUUUGAAAGAAGACAGUUUAAAGAAUUACAAUGGGAUGCUAUAUGGCUCACGUAAACAAAAUAAUAUAGCUUAUGGAAAUAUAUUUGAUAUUAGAACUUCCAAAGAUAUAGCCAAUAAAUUGAGUCAAAUUCAUGGAAUAAGUGUUAAUGAAGCACCUUUGAAAAGCAAUAAUACAUUUACAACAUUGAACUGGAGAAUCACUGUAGGUAAUGUUGAUGGGAAUAGGUUGUUAGAAGACAUCAAGAAUGUAUUACCAUGA